AUGAGGCGUAUCCCAGGAAUGCCGAUCCCAACCAAGAAGAGCAGACCGAAUUGUUACGCCGAUUCACCUUUUGCAGACGAGAUCGCCCUGGCUGACAUGCCCCAGAAAUUCACUAUCCCCAACAUGAAACCAUAUGACGGUACCACUGACCCGGACGACCACAUAGCCUCAUACAAGCAGCGGAUGUUCACUGUUUCCAUACCCCGACCGCUUAGAGAAGCCUGCAUGUGCAAAAGUUUCGGUUCUAGUUUGUCCGGCCCGGCGCUCCAAUGGUACACGAACCUCCCGAACGGAUCCAUCGAUUCAUUCGCUCAGCUUACUGACACCUUUGUGGAACAGUUCGCCAGCAGCAAGAAGCUAGAGAAGUUGUCGGCCGACUUGUACCGAGUAUACCAACGAAGGGGGGAACCAUUAAGAGAGUAUGUUAGCAGAUUCAACAAAGAGAAGAUCUCUAUUCCUUCCUGUAACCCCGAGACUGCUGUGGACGCUUUCAGAAAAGGCCUCCUCCCAGAUGGAGAACUAUACAAAGAGCUUACAAAGCUGGGCUGCACCACCAUGGAAGACGCUCUGGCCCGAGCCGUUAUCCAGAUAAGGUGGGAGGAAGAUGAGAUGAACCGAGCCGCCCAUUCCAGAUACGAACCAAGGCGGAACGACAGGAAGCCAGAGCCUAGACCGGUAGAACACCGCUACCAACCCCCCGCACGGAAUCUGGGCAGAGCCAGGAGACCAUAUGACCGCCGACCCUUGAGAAGUGAUAACAGGCAUUUGGGAUCGAACCAGUUCAAAAUACCAGAAUACAGUCUUAGCAUCGAACCAACCCAGGUCGUAGCGAUAAUGAAAGGAAUGGGAUCCGCUGUCAAGUGGCCUGGUAAGCUCAAUCCCGAGGCCAGGAGAGACACAACCAAGUGGUGCGAGUUCCACAAUGAUCACAGGCAUAACACUGCAGACUGCAUCACCUUGCGGCUCGAGGUUACCGCACUUCUGAAGAGAGGACAUCUCCGUGAUCUACUCACUGAUAAGGGAAAGAACACCAUUAGCCAGAAAAGCUCCAAACAACAGUCGCCCCCUCUGCGAGAACCCACACCGAAGGGUUUCUGCUCGCUAAUCUCCGGAGGAUCAGAAAUCAGUGGGGUAAGUUACUCAUCAGCGAAACGGCAUGCUAGAACUAACCACCAUGAAGUCCAAUCCGUCCACCCGGUCUCGAGGACAUACUCCCAUCAGGUAAUUCAGUUCGAGGAUGACGAACCGAUCACCCUAGCCGCUCCUUACCACGACGCUUUAGUCCUCUCCCUGCAAAUAGCCAACAUCCUAGUGAAAACAGUGUUCGUAGAUGGGGGUUCGUCAGCAAAUAUCCUAUUCCUCGAAGCAGUCAAAACAAUGGGGCUGGAAGAAGCAAAUAUCAACAGGCGACCGACACUGCUAGUAGGAUUCAGCUCGGAGCAGAAAUAUACUAUCGGGGAGAUCACCCUUCCUAUCUAUGUCGGCGGAGUAAACAAACAGACAGUCUUCCUGGUGAUCGACUGCCCAUCCCCCUACAACGCCAUUUUGGGCCGCCCCUAG
Pistacia vera is the source of this 1560-nucleotide messenger RNA. RefSeq lists its product as uncharacterized. The transcript has a single exon. NCBI's taxonomy places the organism in Eukaryota, Viridiplantae, Streptophyta, Magnoliopsida, Sapindales, Anacardiaceae. The coding region runs from base 1 to 1560 and encodes 519 amino acids. The record is from RefSeq and is a predicted model, not a curated record.